Messenger RNA from Triticum aestivum (bread wheat), 4005 nucleotides. Its product is annotated as probable LRR receptor-like serine/threonine-protein kinase At3g47570. Gene Ontology annotation, biological process: protein phosphorylation. The transcript has 3 exons. The record is from RefSeq and is a predicted model, not a curated record. The coding region runs from base 171 to 3794 and encodes 1207 amino acids. Gene Ontology annotation, molecular function: protein binding; ATP binding; protein kinase activity. Lineage: Eukaryota; Viridiplantae; Streptophyta; Magnoliopsida; Poales; Poaceae.
AUUAUCCAGAGGAUAUUAUGGAGCAUACAAAUGCUUGGCCUUGCUGACUCCUCUCGUUUAUAGUGCAUACAACAUAAGUACUGAGGGUAGGAGCUGCAUACAAAUGCUUGGCCUUCUUGACUCCUCUCCUUUAUAGUGCAUACAAGAUAAGUACCGAAGGUAGGAGCUGCAUGUCAGGCAACGGCACAGGCAGUAAAACAGUCUUCUCCUCAGAAACUAGAAGCAGCAAAUCAAAAGCGUCUUCAAUGUUGCCUGUUCUUCUGUUGCUUCUCUUGCCAUAUGUACUCCAGUCAGCAUCAGUGGGAGCAUCCAACAAUAGGACUGAUGUGGAUUCCUUGCUGGCGUUCAAGGCAAGCCUAAGCAAUAAGCAUGGUGUCCUAGCUGCAUGGAACACAACAACUGACUACUGCCAGUGGCCAGGCAUUGGUUGCAGCCUUAAACACAAGCACAGGGUCACAGUGCUUAACCUCUCUUCGGAGGUCCUUGGUGGCACGAUCACACCUUCCAUUGGGAACCUCUCCUUCUUGAGAAUUCUAGAUCUCAGGCGGAACAAUCUGCAAGGUGAAAUACCUUCAUCCUUUGGUCGUCUGUCUCGCCUACGAUAUCUUAAUUUAUCCAACAACUCACUUCAUGGUGAUGUAAAUGAUGAAUUGAAGAAUUGCACCAGCCUUGAAAGAAUGCACAUUGGUUCAAACCGUUUGACUGGGGAAAUCCCUACUUGGCUCGGAGACUUGCUAAGUCUCAAAGCCAUAGACCUGCGCAAUAACAACUUCACUGGAACCAUCCCGUCAUCACUUACCAAUCUCUCAACACUACAAGGAAUCUAUUUCAGCACAAACCAACUUGAGGGUGCCAUCCCUGAGGGCCUUGGGAGGCUCGGUGUCCUUGCCUACAUAGGCCUGUCAGAGAAUCACCUCUCAGGCACCAUCCCUACAGCUCUCUUCAACCUUUCUUCUCUAAUAGGCUUGGGUUUGGCACUAAAUGAACUGAGCGGUAAACUGGCCCCAAAGUUUGGGGAUAACCUCCCAAUUCUAAACCAACUAUUCAUUGACCGUAACCACUUUACAGGAAACCUUCCAGCUUCUCUUGUCAACUCAACCGAGAUAUUUGCACUAGAUGUCUCCUUCAACAACUUAAUAGGAAGAUUGCCUCCAGAGAUUGGAAUGCAAUGUCCAAACUUCCUCAGUCUCGGACCAAAUCAGUUCAUGGCGACUACUCAGCAGGACUGGGAGUUCAUGACAUUGUUGACAAACUGCACACGCCUCAGUUUUCUUAACCUCCAAGGCAACAGGCUAGGUGGCGUGCUGCCUAGCUCAGUUGCCAACCUAUCAACACAACUUCAAUCAUUAUAUGUUGAAGGCAAUGAGAUUUCUGGAGAAAUACCAUUUGGCAUAGGCAAUCUUGUUGGUCUAAAUCAAUUGGAGCUAGCUGACAACCUGUUUAUUGGUGCUUUGCCUGACACCAUAGGGAUGCUAAGUUCACUACAAUUCCUGGACUUGGGAUAUAACCUACUGACAGGGUUCAUGCCAUCCUCCCUUGGGAACUUGACACAACUACUAAAUCUAUACACAGAUAACAACACAUUUGAGGGGCCUCUUCCAGCAAGCCUCGGGAGACUACCAGAGAUAACAGCAGCAACCUUUUCAAACAAUAAGUUCACAGGCCCAUUACCUAAAGACAUCUUUAACCUAUCGUCCCUAUCAGACGCGCUGGAUUUGUCAGGCAAUUACUUUGUUGGUCCUCUUCCACCUGAAGUAGGCGGCUUGACAAAGCUUGCACAGCUAUACUUAUCACAAAACAACUUGUCAGGGGCCCUACCUAAUGAACUCAGCAAUUGCCAAAGCUUGACAGAACUAGGGUUGGACGAUAACUCCUUUGAUAGUACCAUUCCCUCAUCUAUCAGCAAAAUGAGAGGUCUAAUGUUGCUAAAUCUUACAAAGAACACACUUUCAGGUGUGAUUCCUCAAGAUGCAAGCCUUGGAAGACUACCAGAGAUAACUUCAGCAACCUUUUCAAACAAUAAGUUCACAGGCCCAUUGCCCAAAGACAUCUUUAACAUAUCAUCCCUAGCAGAUGCCCUCGAUUUGUCGAGCAAUUUCUUUCUUGGUCCUCUUCCACCUGAAGUAGGCGACUUGACAAAGCUUGCACGCCUAUACUUGUCACAUAACAACUUGUCAGGGCCCCUACCUGGUGCACUCAGCAAUUGCCAAAGCUUGACAGAACUCAGGUUGGACGAUAAUUCCUUUGAUAGUAGCAUUCCAUCGUCUAUCAACAAAAUGCGAGGUCUGAUGUUGCUAAAUCUUACAAAGAACACACUUUCAGGCUUGAUUCCAAAAGAUUUAGGGCUAAUGGGUGGCCUAGAACAGUUAUACCUUGCACACAACAACUUGUCUGGUCAUAUCCCAGAAAGCUUGGAAAACAUGGCAUCUUUGUACCAGUUAGACCUGUCCUUCAACCUUCUGGAUGGCAAAGUUCCAUUACGGGGAGUGUUCAGCAAUGCAUCUGGAUUUUCAUUUGGAGGGAAUUUGAGGCUUUGUGGUGGUAUAGUAGAGUUACGUUUGCCCGCAUGCAAAACAAAAUCUGUGGGAUGUGGCUUUAGCAAACGCCAUUUGACGAUCACCCUAGUUACCGCAAUUGCUGGAGUAAUUCUGAUUUUGAGUUUGAUGCUUGUUUUCUUGACAAUGAGAAUGAAAUCAAAAACUCAGUCUACAACCACAGGAGGAUUUCAGUUGAUGGAUGACAGUCAUCCCAGAGUUACAUAUGUUGAAUUGGUCCAAGGAACAAGUGGCUUUGCAGUAAACAAUUUGCUUGGCAGAGGAAGAUAUGGAUCGGUGUAUAAGUGUUGUCUGCUGCUAAAAAAUAUGAUGACCACAGUAGCUGUAAAGGUUUUUGAUCUUCAACAGUCUGGCUCUUUCAAAAGCUUUCAAUCUGAGUGUGAGGCACUUAGUAAGAUCCGCCAUCGCAACUUGAUUAGUGUCAUAACUUGUUGUUCAAGCUCUGACUUGAAUCAAAACGACUUCAAAGCCAUCGUUUUCGAGUUCAUGCCUAAUGGGAGCCUAGAUAGGUGGUUACACAUGGAUGUACAUGUAACACAUCUACUCCAAGGCUUGACAUUGAUGCAGAGACUAAAUAUCACGGUUGAUAUUGCUGAUGCACUAGAUUAUUUGCACAACAAUUGUGAACCACCAAUAAUUCAUUGUGACUUGAAGCCAAGCAACAUUCUUCUCAAUGAGGAUUUAGUUGCUCACGUUGGGGAUUUCGGUCUUGCAAAGAUUCUUCCUGAAUCAACAGUUGAGCAGCUGAUCAAUUCAAAGAGCUCAGUUGGAAUAAGGGGAACAAUUGGAUACGUCGCUCCAGAAUAUGGCGAAGGUGGUCAAGUUUCUUCAUGUGGAGAUGUGUACAGCUUUGGAACUGUGAUCCUCGAGUUGUUUACAGGCAUGGCACCUACUCAUGACAUGUUCAGAGAUGGGUUGACCCUGCAGAAACAUGCCGAGAAUGCAUUUCCAGGGAUGCUAAUGCAGAUUGCUAAUCCAGCCCUACUGUCCAUUGAAGAAGCCAAUGCUAAUAGUUUGCAGGAUGGAAGCAACACAAUGGAACAUGCCAUAUUCUCUGUCAUGAAGGUUGCGCUAUCAUGCAGCAGGCAUGCACCAACAGAGAGAAUGUGCAUCAGAGAUGCUGCUGCUGCGAUUCACAGGAUAAGGGAUGGCUAUGUUAAAGCAAGACAAAAUGAGGGGGUUGUUACAGCUGCAUAUACCGCAAGGCAUUUUGCUGAAACAACCAGGGCGGCCCCUUGAACUGGCAUCACGCACCCACUCUUAAUUAAUGGCUUUGUAGUAGUUAUAUAUUGCACUCUGGUUUUGAUAUGUUAGUUUCUGGCUGGCCAUGUUCUCUUAGCUUGUUGAUCUGCCUUUUGCAGCCUGUCUGUUACUCUGCCUGCAAUAGUUAAUAUGGUUUGUAUAUGGGGAUGCCUACAUUGUGAACUGGUAAUAUCAUUUGUAUCGGCUA